Molossus molossus (Pallas's mastiff bat) is the source of this 4608-nucleotide messenger RNA. RefSeq names its product multiple EGF like domains 10 (gene MEGF10). Gene Ontology annotation, molecular function: protein binding; scavenger receptor activity. Bases 47 to 3454 code for a protein of 1135 amino acids. The record is from RefSeq and is a predicted model, not a curated record. The transcript is spliced from 25 exons. NCBI's taxonomy places the organism in Eukaryota, Metazoa, Chordata, Mammalia, Chiroptera, Molossidae.
UUGCGAAUCUCAGGAUCCCUGGACUUGGGUUGUUCUUCAGAAAAAAAUGGUUAUUUCUUUGAACACAUGCCUGGGCUUGAUCUGUUUAUUAUGCCACUGGAUAAGGAUAGCAUCACCCCUGAACCUCGAAGACCCAAAUGUGUGUAGCCACUGGGAAAGCUACUCAGUCACUGUGCAGGAGUCGUACCCUCACCCCUUUGAUCAAGUUUACUACACCAGCUGCACUGACAUCCUGAACUGGUUUAAGUGUACACGGCACAGAAUCAGUUAUCGGACAGCCUAUCGACAUGGGGAGAAAACUAUGUACAGGCGCAAAUCCCAGUGUUGUCCUGGAUUCUAUGAAAGCAGGGAAAUGUGUGUCCCCCACUGUGCUGAUAAAUGCGUCCACGGUCGCUGCAUUGCUCCAAACACCUGUCAGUGUGAGCCUGGCUGGGGGGGCACCAACUGCUCCAGUGCCUGUGAUGGCGACCACUGGGGGCCUCACUGCAGCAGCCGAUGCCAGUGCAAAAACCGGGCUCUGUGCAACCCCAUCACCGGGGCGUGCCACUGCGCCGCAGGCUUCCGGGGCUGGCGCUGCGAGGACCGCUGUGAGCAGGGCACCUACGGCAACGACUGCCAUCAGAGAUGCCAGUGCCAGAACGGGGCCACCUGCGAUCACGUGACAGGGGAGUGCCGCUGCCCGCCGGGGUACACCGGAGCCUUCUGUGAGGAUCUUUGUCCCCCUGGCAAGCAUGGUCCGCAGUGUGAGCAGAGAUGCCCCUGCCAGAACGGAGGAGUGUGUCAUCACGUCACGGGGGAGUGCUCUUGCCCCCCUGGCUGGCUGGGCACAGUGUGUGGUCAGCCUUGCCCCGAGGGUCGCUUUGGAAAGAACUGUUCACAAGAAUGUCAGUGCCAUAAUGGAGGGUCGUGUGAUGCUGCCACAGGCCAAUGUCAUUGCAGUCCAGGAUACACAGGGGAACGGUGCCAGGACGAGUGUCCCGUGGGGACGUACGGCGCCCGCUGCGCUGAGACCUGCCAGUGCGUCAACGGGGGGCAGUGCUAUCACGUGAGCGGCUCCUGCCUCUGUGAAGCAGGCUUCUCGGGGGAGCACUGCGAGGCGCGCCUGUGUCCGGACGGGCUCUACGGCAUCAAGUGUGACAAGCGGUGCCCCUGCCACCUGGACAACACUCGUAGCUGUCACCCCAUGUCUGGAGAGUGUGCCUGCAAGCCGGGCUGGUCGGGACUCUACUGUAAUGAGACAUGCUCUCCUGGAUUCUUCGGGGAGGCCUGCCAGCAGAUCUGCAGCUGCCACAAUGGGGCUGACUGUGACAGUGGGACUGGAAAGUGCACCUGUGCCCCGGGAUUCAAAGGAACUGACUGCUCUGCUCCCUGCCCCCUGGGAACCUACGGGGUAAACUGCUCCUCUCUCUGUGGCUGUCAGAACGAUGCUGUUUGCUCUCCUGUGGACGGGUCCUGUACUUGCAAGGCAGGCUGGCACGGGGUGGACUGCUCCAUCCGCUGUCCCAGCGGCACCUGGGGCUUUGGCUGCAACUUGACGUGCCAGUGCCUCAACGGCGGAGCCUGCAACACCCUGGACGGGACGUGCACGUGUGCCCCGGGAUGGCGCGGGGUGAAAUGCGAACUUCCCUGCCAGGAUGGCACGUAUGGGCUGAACUGUGCCGAGCGCUGUGACUGCAGCCACGCGGAUGGCUGCCACCCCACCACGGGCCAUUGCCGCUGCCUCCCCGGAUGGUCAGGUGUCCACUGUGACAGUGUGUGUGCGGAGGGACGCUGGGGUCCCAACUGCUCCCUGCCCUGCUACUGUAAAAACGGGGCGUCGUGCUCCCCUGACGACGGCAUCUGUGAGUGCGCCCCGGGGUUCCGCGGCACCACGUGUCAGAGAAUCUGCUCCCCUGGUUUCUAUGGGCACCGCUGCAGCCAGACCUGCCCCCAGUGCGUGCACAGCAGCGGGCCCUGCCACCACAUCUCCGGCCUGUGCGACUGCCUGCCUGGCUUCACGGGAGCCCUCUGCAACGAAGUGUGUCCCAGUGGCAGAUUUGGGAAAAACUGUGCAGGAAUUUGUACCUGUACCAACAACGGCACCUGCAACCCCAUUGACAGAUCCUGUCAGUGUUACCCGGGAUGGAUCGGCAGCGACUGCUCUCAGCCCUGUCCACCGGCCCACUGGGGCCCGAACUGCAUCCACACCUGCAACUGCCACAACGGGGCCUUCUGCAGCGCCUACGACGGCGAAUGCAAGUGCACGCCCGGCUGGACGGGGCUCUACUGCACGCAGAGAUGUCCCCUGGGCUUCUACGGGAAAGACUGUGCGUUGAUAUGCCAGUGUCAGAACGGAGCUGAUUGCGACCACAUCUCAGGGCAGUGCACUUGCCGCACGGGGUUCAUGGGGAAGCACUGCGAACAGAAGUGCCCUCCAGGAACAUAUGGCUACGGCUGUCGCCAGAUAUGUGACUGUCUGAACAACUCCACCUGCGACCACAUCACGGGGACCUGUUACUGCAGCCCCGGAUGGAAGGGGGCACGGUGUGAUCAAGCUGGUGUGAUAAUAGUGGGGACCCUGAACAGCCUGAGCAGAACCAGUACGGCCCUUCCGGCCGACUCCUACCAGAUUGGGGCCAUCGCGGGCAUCGUCGUCCUCGUCCUGGUGGUCCUCUUCCUCCUGGCACUGUUCGUUAUUUACAGACACAAGCAGAAGGGGAAGGACUCGAGCAUGCCGGCGGUCACCUACACCCCUGCUAUGAGGGUCAUGAACGCAGACUACACCCUCUCAGAAACCCUCCCUCACAGCAACGGCGGAAACGCUAACAGCCAUUACUUCAGCAACCCCAGUUACCACACGCUGACCCAGUGUGCCGCCUCCCCUCACGUCAACAACAGGGACAGGAUGACCCUCGCGAAGUCCAAAAACAACCAGCUGUUUGUGAAUCUGAAGAAUGUGAAUCCCGGCAAGAGAGGCCCGGUGGUGGAGUGCACGGGCACCCUGCCCGCGGACUGGAAACACGGCCGCUACCUCAACGAGCUCGGUGCUUUUGGACUUGACAGAAGUUAUAUGGGAAAAUCCUUGAAAGACCUGGGAAAGAAUUCUGAGUAUAAUUCAAGUAACUGCUCCCUGAGCAGUUCUGAAAACCCAUAUGCCACUAUUAAAGACCCACCCAUGCUGCUCCCCAGAAGCUCAGAGUGCGGCUACGUGGAGAUGAAGUCACCGGCGCGCAGAGACUCCUCCUAUGCAGAGAUCAAUAACUCAGCCUCGGCCAACAGGAAUGUCUAUGAAGUUGAACCUACGGUGAGUGUUGUCCAAGGAUUAUUCAGCAAUAACGGGCAUCUCACCCAGGAUCCAUAUGACCUUCCAAAGAACAGUCACAUCCCUUGCCAUUACGACCUGCUGCCGGUCCGAGACAGUUCAUCCUCCCCGACGCGAGAGGACGGAGGCAGCAGCAGCAGCAGCAGUGACUGACACCAAAGGACCCCUCGGUAGCCCCCGGAGCCCUUUCCAGAACUGCGGUUCGGUUCUUCUCCAUCCUCAAGUUUGCCACCUUAGGUGAAUGUUAAUCUACUUGGUAGCAAUUGCUGGACACAAACCAGAAAGCUCAAAGCCGAGGCUGACUGGCCGUAGGUCCCUUUGUGCAGGUGGCUCGGAGGGAGAUGACGGUGUGAUUUUCCACCCUUGCUAGUGUUAGAACUGCACCCGUGAAGCAUGGCUUCCUGUAAAAUCCCGGCCACGAGCAUGAACGUGCAGAUGUCCUUCAGAGACGGGCUUGCAGUGGACAUUGGUAUCAUUGCUUGAAAAACAGAAGUUUAAAUAUAUUUUCUCUCUCGUUUGCAUUGUAGAUCUGUACCUAGGAUUGUGCAGUUUACCAUAAAAUUUAGUGUGAAUCACUAAAAUGUAGAAGAAAAGGGGCAUAUUAUUGAGUCCUGAUUCUUUGGGGUGUUUUUUUUUUCAGCUGGACUCAGAAUUGUAGGAUAAUAUGAACCCAGGAGGAAACAUUCUGUCAAGGGGCAUAACUGGAUAGACUGAACACACCCUAGAAGUGGAUAGAAAAUUUAAAUAUGAACACUUUAGGCUUUUUUUAAGAAUGAAGAAAUGUACACUUAGAAUUAUUUUAGAAAUACUAGAAUUAUUACAGGAAUCAAUAUGUGCCAGACAGAGGCGAUUUUUCUCUCUGUUUGACCCCUGGCCCACUUUCGAUCCCUGACAUUGUUCUGAUCACUGCCCCCCUCAUACACAUUCACCACCUGAGAUCCAUAACAUAUCAGUAAUUAUUUCAUAAAUAUGAAAAUGAAAUAAUUUUAUUUUUGACAGACUGGAUUGAAUGAGUGUAUAAUGAUUGGAAAAGGAUGUAAAUUUUAAGUGUAAGAAGACACUUAAGUUUUGUAAACCAUUAGUAAUACAUGCUGUAAUAUAGAAUUAGCAGAAAGGUUUUAUUAAUUUUUCCCUAGAAGUGACUGAAGUAUUUUUGUGCGUAUUCGAGAAAAGGGCACUUUUCUUUUGUUAAUUGUUGGUUUAGAGAAAGUAUGCUUAAGCUGGUCUUUUGCAUUGCUAAUAUGAUAUGUACCCCAUUUUUCUCUAAUUUGUAUUUUCAUUUUGAAGUUGUAUGUUUUAUGUUUUGU